GUAAGACUGCUGAGAGGGGAUCCGAGGCGGUAAAAGGCUCAGUAUUUGCGCCGCGGCCCAAUGGAGCGAACGCGACCGCAGGGACGGGCUGAAGACUGCUUAUAGCCCUGUCAGGACCGCGCAGGAAGAGGAGGCCGAAGGGUUCCUUGGACGAUGGUGUACUGAGAAGCUUCCCCUGAACCUGUGCCCCCAUGACAUCCCAAGACAAAGAUGUGGGUCCCUCACUGCCCUCUUCCUGGGCCUCCCAGAUGGGGCCCUGGGAAGCCAUUCUUGAGGCUGUCAGGGAGCAGCUUCCAUCUCUGGACUCUGAUUCCUCUUUGUCAGAGUGCGGAGAAGAAGAGCUGUUCAUCUACCAGCGAAAUCAAAGCACCCUGAUUCCAGACUUGUCAGAGGAGCUGGCUGAAGACCCUGAUGAGGCCUGGGUCGCUCCAGCAAACAGUUCUCCUCUUGAGCCAUGUGUGGUGCCUGUGGAGUUCUCUGCACAGCCCUGGGGUGAACGGAAUGCAAGGAUGAAGGAAGGAGGGGACCCUGGCCAGCCCUUGGAGAGCAGUGGUGAGAGCAGCUCUCUUCUUAGGAUGCCUGAGGAGACCCCCACGUGGCAGGAAUGUGACCUUGGGGAUAUGUCCUUGAACACCAAAGGCUCCCUGAGUCCUCCCUGGGGGCCGCAGGGAGAAGCCACCCUCUGUCUCCCAAAAAGAGACUUGAGGAUGGACCCAAAUGCUGCCUCCUGGGCUUGGGAGGGCUCAGACUCUGCAAAACAGAGAGCCCUCCGAAGGGAGAGAAGGAAGAUGAUUGAGAGAGACCUACUUCAUAAAGUCACCGGGGGUGCCUGGGACCCCGCCUGCAGUGACCACAGUCAAGGGAAGGAAAUGCCCUGUGAAGCUGCAGUGGCAGAUCCAAGACCAGGAACGCCACCACAGGGGCCCCAGGAAGGACUGCUAGUGCUCUCCCUCCAGCAACUUGAAGAGUGGGAUUUGGAUCACGUCCUUCAGAGUCUGGCUGGACAAGAAAAGGACCAGGGAGAUCGUGCACCUGGAGAGGUGUGGUGGGCAGCUGAUCGCCUCCAGGGCCAAGAUCACGCCGAGCCCAGCACCCAGGACAGGCUCAUGGAACAGCUCACCCUCCUGUGUGCCACACAGUCCAGAGCCUCUUCUUCUGCCUGGAAGGUUCCUGUGGACAUGCCCCAGGACAAGCAGCUAGAGGCCAGAAGCAGAUGUGCUUUGCCGGAGCUGGUCCAGGCCAAACUGAGUCAGUGUUGGCUAAGGAGCCCAGCGGAGCCUCCCACCACCUUCAUCGAUCUGAGGCCCACAGAGCCAUCAGACCAGGGGUCAUUGAAAAGCUCCAGCUCCAGCUCCUCCGACAGUGAGGAGGCAGGCGGAGAAGAGACAGCUGCUCUGAGAGACCAGCAGGGCCCAGCACGGCUACGGGACUGUACUGGGAAAAGUCAGCUUCUCCAGCAGCUCAGGGCUUUUCGGAAGGGGAUGGCUCAGCCCCAGUUGCCUGCCAGCAAGGGUCCUAGCAGCCAGAAAGCUCGGGCCCCUGGAGAUACAGCUGGAUCUGGGACUGGAAGGAAGCAACACCUAACGCUCUUGAGUUGAGGCAGAGUGUCCUGGCCAGGCCCUCAGUAGGAAAUCUCGGGGCCCUGGAGGACACUCUUGGGCCAGGGACUGCCAGGGAGGUCCUGGUGACUCCUCUGGGCCAACUAUAGAUGCCUCUGGGACUGGAUCUUAGGAGAUUAGCGGGAUGUUUGACUCUGUCAACUCUUGUAGGCCGUCAUGGUCCCUUCGCUCUCCUCCCAUGUUUCCAUUAGCAGUGCUUUUGCAGCACACAGCCUCUCGGACUGUGAUCUGUCCUCUGUUACAAUUUGGUCAGAACAUUUUCAUGCAUUUGGAGCUAAGAUGCCAGCACAAACUUGAACAUACAGCAUGAUGACAACUCACGUGACCCCAAUCUUCCGAAAGGGCCUGGAAGGAAAGCCCACGAAGACGAUGGUUUUGUUCCAAUUGUGGAACUGCAAGCCUAUUCAUCUUUGUCCAUUUCUGCAUUUUUUAUCUUUAAUGUGCAUCUGUUAUUUCCAUCAUACAAGGGUUUUUAAAACCACAAAACGUAAGUUAAACAUAUUUAGAGAAUUUCAGGCUAGAAAGGGCCUUGAAAGAGAACUUAGCCUGAUUUUCUGGGUCCCUGGAUACUUGCUAUUUUGUAUAUUUAAAUUAACACACUACGCACACACCAAAUGAACUUUUGAUUGAAAUGUGAUUUCUCUUUUUUCUUUAAAACACAA
Molossus molossus (Pallas's mastiff bat) is the source of this 2281-nucleotide messenger RNA. It is a transcript of the gene DNAAF8, whose product is annotated as chromosome unknown C16orf71 homolog. Gene Ontology annotation, cellular component: dynein axonemal particle. Gene Ontology annotation, molecular function: dynein complex binding. NCBI's taxonomy places the organism in Eukaryota, Metazoa, Chordata, Mammalia, Chiroptera, Molossidae. The record is from RefSeq and is a predicted model, not a curated record. The transcript is spliced from 9 exons. The coding region runs from base 192 to 1598 and encodes 468 amino acids.